Molecule: messenger RNA, 3984 nt
Organism: Saccostrea cuccullata (small rock oyster)
Lineage: Eukaryota; Metazoa; Mollusca; Bivalvia; Ostreida; Ostreidae
Exons: 22
Coding region: 34-3501 (1155 amino acids)
Biological process (GO): DNA recombinase assembly; double-strand break repair via single-strand annealing; double-strand break repair via homologous recombination
Cellular component (GO): nucleus
Molecular function (GO): calcium ion binding
Source: RefSeq, a predicted model, not a curated record
AUUAUUCGAGAAUGUAAACAUCAAAAGUCAGAUAUGGAGAAAAUGGCCUCUUUUGGACAGACAGAGUAUUCACACGACGAACAAGAAGCAAUACAAAAUGCACUGAGACAGAAACUAGGACCCGAAUUUAUAAGUCAGCGUGCUGGAGCUGGGGGACAGAGGCUUGCGUACAUAGAAGGAUGGCGUCUCAUCAACCUUGCCAACGAGCUGUUUGGGUUCAAUGGCUGGUCCCACUCAGUCUCUCAACAAACUGUCGACUUUGUUGACCACAGUGGAGGCAGAUACUACGUAGGAGUCAGUGCUUUUGUCAAAGUUCAGCUGAAGGAUGGUGUGUUCCAUGAAGACAUUGGAUAUGGUGUAAGUGAAGGAAUGAAAUCCAAGGCUCUGUCCCUAGAGAAAGCAAGAAAAGAGGCCGUCACUGAUGGGCUAAAGCGGGCACUUAAGAGUUUUGGGAACUCAAUGGGUAACUGCCUAGCAGACCGAGAUUAUCUGAAGUGUAUCAACAGAGCUCCUAAACCAACAGCUAGAGUGUAUGAUCUGGAAGAAAUGAGGAGGACAGAACAAGACGUGGCAAUAGAACAGGCCAGGAAAUCCUCUAAUAUCAGAAGACUCUCCAAUCACAAGCUAGCUUCUGAUCAGACCAAUCAAAACCUUCCUAGUAAUCUUAACAUGGUGUCAACAACCAAUCAGACGACAGAUUCCCGAGACACAGGGAUAGGUUCUAGAGACAAUAUAACAGCCACCACAAGUAACUCCUCCAACGAGAACUUAUCUAAAAACAUCACUUCACGAGAGACAACCAGAGUGUCGACAAACGUGGAGAACAUUCGAGUGACGGGGAGACAGAGUUUACCAAGUAAGGAGAAUGUGAACCCCCGGGACCAGGAGGUGGUGAUCAAGUCAGAGUGGGUGUCAGCGGAGCUGGUGCUUCAGAAAGAGGAGGACCUGCCCCCUCAGGAGUUUGUCAGGAGGGGGUCACUGCCCCUCAAUCACGGAGUGGGAGGGACCGGAAUGAACCUCAGACACAAGAGGACCCAGUCCACUCAGAGAGUGGAAAAUGAACCCGUCAAUACUGCUAGUAAAGAUGGUGACAAGGAAGAUCUUAAAGCCAAGCAAGAGAGAUUACAGCGACAACAUCAGAAGCAGCAGGAGUUCAAACAGAGGCUAACAGUCAAACAGACAGACAAUACAGCCCUCAAUAUUAUAGGACCUCCUGUGGCGACCUCUACACCUGCCUUUAAUGGCCUUGGUCCUCCAAUCCAUGCCUCCAGUCCCAAGGUCAUCCCAAAGUCACGACCCCAGAGCAGCUCCGAACCCUCCCCGAAUCAACCAGAGCUCCUCCCCGAGGAAAACUUUGAGGACACAGACCUUUGGAACAACUCACUAGACAUAGAGAGCAUAGAUCCAUUCAGUGAUAACACAGCAGUGGAGGGGGGCGGCAAGAAACCACUCAACAGAAGUAAGACUCUCUAUACCUCCGAGUCCAAACCCUCAGGGCGCCCCAACACAAUGACCAAUCACUACCCUGUUACCAAGGCAACCGGUCAGUUACGACAGGUCACAAGUUACACAGGUACAACAGCAGUAAAUGAUAUAGACGAGUGUGCGCUCCACAGUGGCCAUAUUUGUGGACAGAUCUGCGUGAACACGGUCGGUAGUUACCGCUGUGAGUGUAACUCUGGAUACACGCUACACUCUGAUGGCAGUACCUGUAUUGAGGAUGAACCUAUCGGUUGUGACAGGUAUAACCCAUGCCAGCAGCGGUGUGUCGAGGACGAGAAUGGGGUCAGCUGUGCCUGUAACCAAGGAUACCAACUACUGGCAGACGGCAUCAACUGUCAAGAUAUUGAUGAGUGCACCUCUGGGUCAGCCACCUGCCCACAGGGACAGGGCUGCUAUAACCAGGAGGGGACGUACAGAUGCCGGCGCUGCCCCCAGGGUCAGGAGGUGGACCCUGUCUCUAAGGCCUGUCGGUCCGUCCCACGCUGCACCACCGGCUACUUCUACGACAGAGUGGCAGGGUCAUGUGCAGACGUUGACGAGUGUGCCACUGAGAGAGACACCUGUCUGUCCUCCCAGAGGUGUGAGAACACUGUGGGGUCGUUUGUCUGUAGGAGGAUCUUAGGGUGUGGGACAGGCUACUCCAUGAUGGAGGAGACUCAGACUUGUAAAGACAUAGAUGAGUGUUUGCUGGGCACACACAACUGUCCCUCUGGUUAUGAUUGCUUUAACAUGGACGGUACGUUCCGAUGUCAGAAGCCCACGUGUCAGAGAGGGCACCGCUUCUCCUCCUCCACCGGCCAGUGUGAGCCCAUACAGUGUCCCCGGGGCAGGGAACCAGACUCUAAUGGGAUGUGUGUUGACAUAAAUGAGUGUCAGCAGCCCGGGAUCUGUCCGGCCUCAGCUCGCUGCGUCAACACCUACGGAUCGUACCGCUGUAUACCAAGCACUUCCUGUCCUCAGGGUCAUCAAAUUGACCCCGUCACCAAGGCCUGUAUAGACAUUGAUGAGUGUUCCAGAGGAGUCCAUAAUUGUCAGAGUGAUCAGGAAAAUUUUGGAAAUGCUGCUUUUAUUACAGAUAUAGACGAGUGUGCAUUUGGUAACAUCUGUCCGUACAAUGGAGUUUGUGAGAACACGCCUGGUAGUUACAAAUGUAACUGUAACCCAGGGACUGUACUCAGGGGCAGGUCGUGUGAAGAUAUUGAUGAAUGUGAAGGCAGAAAUGUCUGUGAACAAAACUGUGUCAAUAUUGUGGGAUCCUUUGAGUGUACAUGUAGGUCAGGCUACAAACUCAACCCAGACAAACGCACCUGUUCAGAUAUAGACGAGUGCCAGUCCUACUCUCUGAGGGGCCGGGUUUGUGGAGGAGCCUGUAUUAACACCCCGGGGUCCUACAUGUGUACCUGUCCCGAGGGCUGGAGGACUCUCGGAGGAGGAAGGUCAUGUCAAGAUAUUGAUGAGUGUGCUGAGGGCACAUAUCGCUGUACAGCCCCCGAGUCAAUGUGCUUCAACACCAGGGGGAGCUAUAAAUGUCCCCAGGUGACCUGCCCCCCGGGCUUUGUCAGGACCCCUGUAGGACCCCGCAGAAACAGUGUAAGAUGUAAGCGUACAUCCUUUACCUGCCAGAGAGGAGAUGUUCAGUGUCUGACAGCCCCUAUCUCUCUAUCCUACAACUUUCUCUCAUUCCCUUCCAACAUCAAGAUUCCAACCGAUUUAUUUGCCAUGUCAGGACCCCAGACAUCUCAAAAACAGUUUGCUUGGGAUCUAAAGGUCAUCGAUGCUCGACCUCUCAAAUCAGGGGUCAUGGCCGUCAACAGGGGAUACUUUGACCUCAAAGUUCAAAAUUCUGCCCAAGCCGUGGUGUCCUUGAACUAUCGAAUCCCUGGCCCCCAGGACGUGGAGCUAGAGCUGAAGAUGAGGAUCACUGACCUCCGGUCCCGCUACACAGGGACGGCCGUGUCCAAGAUAUUCCUGUAUGUUACCGGGGACAGUGCGGUGUAGGGGUACAACUUAAGGAUCGCUGGGGAUUUCUAGGAAUACUCUGCAUGUUUUGUUGAUGUUCAUGUGAUUGUUUGAACAAGCACGAAUGUUUAUUAACAUUAUUUUUUUCUGUCAUUGAAAAAGUUAUUUACAUUUUUGGAACAAAAAAUUACGACAUCAAAGUUGCAGCUAAUAUUGUUUUAAGAAGUUUCAGCAAAAUGGUUGAGAUUACAAAAAAACUCUUUUAAUCAGUGUCAAGCAGGGUAUAAAUUUUUGGCUAAUUACCUGGUAUAUUUUUCUCGUAAAAAAAAACCCAAUACUCUGUAUUUUAUGUGUGAUUUAUAGUUACUACAAUGUGCAAUUUUAUGUUCAUCAGCUACAUCAAUUUUUGUGCAUGCAUGACUCGCAAAGAAAUAUUUGAAUGUUUGAAUUUUUUUUUCAAGCAUCAUGAUGUUAACAAUUUUCAAUCAAGGUUUUAAAAUAAAAAUUAUAAACUUUAAAAGA